Microplitis demolitor is the source of this 1181-nucleotide messenger RNA. RefSeq names its product allantoicase. NCBI's taxonomy places the organism in Eukaryota, Metazoa, Arthropoda, Insecta, Hymenoptera, Braconidae. Gene Ontology annotation, molecular function: allantoicase activity. Gene Ontology annotation, biological process: allantoin catabolic process. The coding region runs from base 57 to 1181 and encodes 374 amino acids. The transcript has 8 exons. The record is from RefSeq and is a predicted model, not a curated record.
UAAAUAUAUAAAUAAAUAUAUAACUUUUUAUUUUUCCUCUCAGUAUACGCAGUGCAAUGAACGGGAACAAAUCCUUUGAAUUUUUAGAGCUCAGUGAGCUUGCUUCGAAAUCGAAUGGCGGUAAAAUUGUUUUUGCAACAGACGAUUGGUUUGCGGUGGCCGAAAAUCUUUUGAAGGACGAUGAACCAGUCUGGAAGGAGGAUGCUUACACGGAGUUCGGAAAGUGGAUGGAUGGCUGGGAAACCCGGCGACGAAGGUGCGCUGGACAUGACUGGACCAUAAUAGCACUUGGUCAUCAGUCUAUUGUGAAAGGUUUUUAUAUUGACACUGGAUAUUUUACUGGAAAUUAUGCUCCGAGAAUUUCUAUUCAAGCUGCGCGACUAGAUGAAAAUGAGACUGAAUUAUUUCCGGUGCGAAAUAGUCAACUGGGAACUGCGGCUUCUAAAGAAGCUAGAGCGCAGAUUGCUCGUUUGAAAUCUGAAGAAUGGACGAUAAUUGUCCCUCAAACAGAACUGUCACCAGGCUACGAAAAGACUCGAAGGCAAUAUUUCAAUUCAAAUUCAAGUGAACUAUGGACCCAUUUACGUUUAAAUCUUUACCCUGAUGGUGGAAUCGCGAGAUUCCGAGCCUAUGGUUUAAUAAUCCCACAAUCGAGACCAAUAGAAUUUACAGAACGAAUCGAUCUGAUUGCCCAAGAGAACGGCGGAGUCUGUGAGAAGUAUAGCAAUGCUCACUACGGUCACCCGCGGAAUUUGAUAAAGACCGGAAAUUCCUCAAGUAUGAAGGAUGGCUGGGAAACUGCACGACGUCUUGACAGACCACCAAUCAUUCAACUCGACGAUUCCGGAAUUCUCCAAUUUUCCGGAAGUGAAUGGGCAAUUUUCAAGCUCGGUUAUGUUGGUACCGCAGACACUAUCGUAAUUGACACUGCCCAUUUCCGAGGUAACUUUCCUGACAGCAUUAAAGUCGAAGGAACUUUGGCCUUAGAUGUUGAAAUCAACAGCACCUGGAAAACUAUCCUACCUACCAGAAAACUGUCCCCGAAUCGAGCACACGUUUAUUCUUCAAACGACAUAACAUGGCCCGGUCCCGUGAGCCACAUUCGGAUAACCAUCAGCCCAGACGGCGGGCUUUCGAGAUUCAGACUCUGGGGCUUCAUUGAUCCUGGCAACAAAAAAUAA